UGCGGUUUGUGCUUCCCCAAUCCCCCCUCCCAUUCUCCAGUCUCCACUACCGGACCACCACCACACUCGCUCCCUUCCUCCUCCGCCCCAAACCCUAGCCGUAGGCGACUAUCGCCUCGGAUGGAUGACGCAGGAGGCGGCUUGGCGUCGGCGGCCGUGCACCACAACGCGCGCUCCCCCGAGGACGUCUUCCGCGACUACCGUGCGCGCCGCGCAGGAAUCGUCAAGGCGCUCACCACGGAUGUGGAGAAGUUCUACCAACAGUGCGACCCCGAGAAAGAGAACCUCUGCCUUUAUGGGUUACCCAAUGAAACCUGGGAAGUGACACUGCCAGCUGAGGAAGUACCUCCUGAACUUCCAGAACCAGCUUUGGGAAUUAACUUUGCUCGUGAUGGGAUGAUCGAAAAAGAUUGGUUGUCGCUGGUUGCAGUUCAUAGUGAUGCCUGGCUGCUAUCUGUUGCAUUUUACUUUGGAGCUCGGUUCGGAUUUGAUAAAGAAGCCAGGAGACGGCUCUUCACCAUGGUUAAUGGUCUUCCCACUGUCUAUGAAAUUGUGACGGGAGUUGCCAAGAAGCAACCAAAACCCUCCAAUGGUGGUAGCAAGAGCAGCAAAUCCAACUCUAAACCAUCAAGACAGUCCAAUUCUAACAGCAAGCCUGCAAAGCUGUCUCAUCCAAAAGAUGAGGAAGACAAUGGGCAAGAGGAUGCACAGGACGAGGAGCAGGCAUACCUGUGUGGCUCCUGCGGGGAGACCUACGCGAAUGGCGAAUUCUGGAUAUGCUGUGACAUUUGCGAGAAGUGGUUCCACGGCAAGUGUGUCCGGAUCACCCCUGCAAAGGCGGAGCACAUCAAGCACUACAAGUGCCCCGCCUGUAGCAGCAAGAGGAGCCGAGAAUGAAGCUCCUUUAGAAUGGUUAGGAAUGGUGAAGCGGCAGAGACCCUGCCGUGAACCGGCUCGCCGGUUUGUUGUACUAGUUUCAACUCAUUGUUGUGUGGGACAUGGCAACUAGUGGUAUCUAGCAGUCUAACUGCUUUCAUGGUAGUGUGAUGUGUAACUGUUGACAGCACCGUGUUCAGUAAUGAGGUGCUGGGUUAGUGUGUAACUGUGUGUGAUAUGUUAAUGCCUACCUGACGUUGUUAUUCCUCCAAGCUCUUGGGCUGUUGUUACUAA
This is a messenger RNA of Brachypodium distachyon (stiff brome), 1170 nucleotides long. RefSeq names its product PHD finger protein ALFIN-LIKE 7. Lineage: Eukaryota; Viridiplantae; Streptophyta; Magnoliopsida; Poales; Poaceae. The coding region runs from base 121 to 897 and encodes 258 amino acids. The transcript is spliced from 5 exons. Gene Ontology annotation, biological process: regulation of DNA-templated transcription. The record is from RefSeq and is a predicted model, not a curated record. Gene Ontology annotation, molecular function: histone binding; transcription coregulator activity; transcription cis-regulatory region binding. Gene Ontology annotation, cellular component: nucleus.